ACUCACUCAAAUAUGAUCAUUUGGUGUUUUCUCAAUGUCAAUAUUUUUCAUGCGGGGUGGAAAAUAGUGGGACAAGUGGAUGCUGAAAUGGGUAGAGGAAGGUGACAGGCACCAAGGAGUAGCAGAAUUAGUGGUGCAGACAAUAAUUCUUAAAUCCGGCUGUCAGUCCAUGGAGGAGCUGUUGUCUCACCCCCAAUACGAGCGACUCGUCGACCUCACCAGUACAGUUUGCCAUCAACUUUGUCACUACAUAAAGCAGAAGGUGCACGACAAUAAAUGCUUUGAUAAUACUGAUACAGAGCAUAUGAGAACACAGAAAAUAGAAUCCUCAAUGCAAGAACUUGUUCAAUUAGUACAGCAAAAUUCCUCAGACAUCAACUGGGAGUUCAAGCAAACAUUUCUUACGGUGGCACUGAGUUUUUACUAUGCCGUACACUGCGACUUGGAGACUACCAGUUUCCGCAUUGCUAAAGUACUCUUUGAGAAAGUACACUGA
Molecule: messenger RNA, 496 nt
Organism: Hibiscus syriacus
Lineage: Eukaryota; Viridiplantae; Streptophyta; Magnoliopsida; Malvales; Malvaceae
Product: copal-8-ol diphosphate hydratase, chloroplastic-like
Exons: 2
Coding region: 80-496 (138 amino acids)
Biological process (GO): gibberellin biosynthetic process
Cellular component (GO): chloroplast
Molecular function (GO): magnesium ion binding; terpene synthase activity
Source: RefSeq, a predicted model, not a curated record